Messenger RNA from Oryzias latipes (Japanese medaka), 2355 nucleotides. Its product is annotated as angiogenin-2. The record is from RefSeq and is a predicted model, not a curated record. NCBI's taxonomy places the organism in Eukaryota, Metazoa, Chordata, Actinopteri, Beloniformes, Adrianichthyidae.
AAGCUCCUCCCACUCAGCUCACAGGAAGUGAAAUGUGGAACAGCAACUGCAGGACGGCAGACAUAUCCAACGGCUGAAGUGUUCAUUCAGGUCACUGAUGUGAUUUACAGGAACAUGUACUGCUGCCAAAACAAGGACCGUGUGGGGAUGGCUGCACGCAGAGCUUUUGUCUCUCUUGCCCUCUGCUUGCUGCUGGGUAAGCAAACAUCUGCCAGAAACGAUGCUCCCUGCCAGCCCUCCAAAUGGAACAACGGAUACAGCAGGUUCCUGAAACGCCACCUGCCCUCUGGCACUCCAGACUCUGUUGAUCACAACGAGUGGGAGAAGUUCAUCAAGAGUCUGGGAGGCUGCGACCGGCCUACGCAGUCCUUCCUCCACCCGAAGGACCUGGACAGAGUGAGGGCUGUGUGUUCAGACGAAGGGGGGAAGGUGUUCAAGGACAAUCUGUGCAUCAGCCAGCAGCCGUUCACUUUUGUCACAGUGAGGAGCACUCCAGGAACCUGUGGGAUCAGAAAAGUGGAGCGGGAAAGGAAACACCUGAUCCUGGCCUGUGAGGUGUUGGAGAAUGUGUGUGUGCCGGUCCACUUUGAGGGAAACCCCACAGAUCAGAGGCCCAGUAACAACGCCAGGGGCUGCCAGAGUUCACAAAGAAGAAACCAGGCUGCAACCUUCCAACCAUCAUGGCUCUGGUUGAUCUUCACUUUCCUGGUCACUUUUUAUGCUUUCUGACGUUUAAUUUACCCUGUGAGGAACUAGAGGACGGCAGAAGUUUGAUCUCAGUCCAUUUAUAUUUCUUUUAAUGAUUCUUCAUUUGAUCCCAAAAAUUCAAUAGUAUUUUUAAAAUUUUAAACCAAUAUUUUAUCAGUUACAUGAACGUACCACCAGCAAAAAAAAACAGAUGUCGAUCACUGAAGAAAGGCGCAAAAAAACUCAAUAGUUUAACAUUUUUUAAUUGACAAAAACUGAGAAGUCAAAUUCAAAGCAUUGGCAUCUUUUUCAUAAUUGCUUCUUUGUAAAAUUUAACAGUUUUAACCAAUAUUCAACUUUCCUAAUAGGAAAGCUACCAUUUAAUGGAAACAAAAAUAAAAACAUGCAUAUAUCAUGUGUGUAAAUAUAAUUGUUUGCACCAUCAUCUCUAAAUAUAGCACAAAUGACACUAUUACCUGUGAAAUUCAGACAUGAUUUUUUCAUGAGUCAGAUCUCCUUGCACCAAUAAGUCAUUAUUUAAGUGACGCUUCUGUUAAGAAGAUGAUCAGAAUCCCUUCACAAACGUUUGAAAUGAACACUCUUGAUAACAAACCACAGUGGAGGAGUAUUUGACAGUCAGGAGGUUUUUGCCCAAAAUCUCUCCAUUCGAGGCUGUCAUUCAUCCUUUUCCUCAGAAAAGCAGCCCCAAAGCAUGAUGAUGCCUUCUUCUUCCUCAAAACAUCCCGAGUAACCUUUGGUUUGGUUUCAUCUGACCACGUGAAUUUCUCCCAAUCUUCCUCUGGAUCAUGUAACCCUUGUGCUAUCUUAGAUGACCCCACCCUUGCAUUGACAUGUUCUCCCUACCAUGACAAAGGUGGAUAAAGGUGGAAAGAUUUCAUUUAAUCCAUGGACACCAGUGAAGAUCACAAAUCAUUGAAGAAAAAAGGUUCAGAGCACUGUCUUGUGGGUCUAAAUGACCCAACUCCAAAUAUUAAAGUGCCUAGGAUGGCACAAGGGUUAAGAUUCGACUUGCAGAAUGGUUGACAAAUCCUUUUUGUCUCUCUGUAUUUUAGAGACUGUAACCUGAACAAAGUUUAUCAGAGAGACUGUUGCUAAAGUGAGUUAAAAGCAGAAGAGAAAUCAAAUAACCCUUGUUUGUUCAUGUAAGAUAUGGGACUUAAUGCAAACAGGUUACGUCAUCUCACCUGUACCAGCAGAUAUUUGAUUAGGCACAAGGUCAUGCAAGACUGAGUGCAUAAAACAGAGAUAAUCACUUAUGGCAACUGUGUGAUUUACUAUGAGUGACAAAUACAGUUGCACAAGCCCAGGCAGAUCCAUGUUAGGCUCAAAAGGGCAAUGUGGAAAAAAUUGCACUGUGUGUUUACCACCAGAAGAUGGCAGUAGAGUUCCUUUGUACUCAAAACUUGGGUUAUAAAAAUAUUUAGAUGAAGUAAUGAAUAAUAAUUUACUCUAUUUCCAUUUUUAUACAUAAACUGAACAUUGUGUUAUUCAGAAGACUCAGGACACUUCAGCAGCUUCAUAUAAUGAUUUUGACAUUGAUUUUGGCUUUUUCUAUGCUUUUGGUUUUAUAUCAUAUUUUUUCUGCUGUCUCAGCAUUUAAAUAAAUUGUGUGUUUUCUUUAAAAUAAUAAUUUCACACAAAAACUUG